This is a messenger RNA of Mytilus californianus (California mussel), 5995 nucleotides long. Its product is annotated as nicotinamidase-like. The transcript is spliced from 8 exons. Bases 101 to 1177 code for a protein of 358 amino acids. Gene Ontology annotation, molecular function: calcium ion binding. The record is from RefSeq and is a predicted model, not a curated record. NCBI's taxonomy places the organism in Eukaryota, Metazoa, Mollusca, Bivalvia, Mytilida, Mytilidae.
GUUGAAGGUAGAAAGGAAAAAAAUCAAUGAAUACUAAAAAUCACGCAUUAACAAACAGACCAUGAAAAAAUCGAUGUAAACAAACAGCAGACCACUGAAGAUGGAUGGUGAACAGAGAAAAUUUUUCAAUGAUUUUGUUUGUAAAGUUAAAGUUUUUGAUAAACAGCAAUGUGUACGGUGUUUUAAUCUUUUUGAUAAAAACAGAGAUGGGUAUUUAGAUGGAAAGGAAUUAGAUAAUCUUUUGUCAGCAGUUUUCUCUGAUGGCACAGAAUCCUACACCAUUAAUUCUGACUACAAGGCUGAACUGUUAAAACUACUAGAUCAAGAUCAGGAUGACAGAUUAAGUAAAAAAGAUUUUCUGGAAACAUGCUUUUAUUGGUUGAAACAGAUAUUACAGCCAGUCUCUGCUCUGAUAGUGGUGGAUGUGCAGAAUGAUUUUUUAGAUGGUAGCCUUGCCCUUCGUAACUGUCCUGCUGGUCAAGAUGGCCUUGGUGUCAUUCCAGCUAUUAAUUCCGUCCUUGACACCGUCAACUUUGACCUGGUUGUGUAUACAAGAGACUGGCAUCCAUCAAAUCAUAUAUCAUUUAUAGACAAUAUAGAUAAACGAAAACUACACUCAACUAAUAAGAUCUUGUGUUCAGAGGCCAAAGCUAUGGAUACUGUGAUAUUUGAAGGUCCACCCCCAACUGUACAGAAGCUCUGGCCAUCACAUUGUAUUCAGGGUUCAUGGGGAUCAGAGUUACAUACAGAAUUGAAGAACACAGAUGGUGGUAUCAUAGUGAACAAAGGAACACAUCCCAAUGUGGAUAGUUACUCAGCAUUCUGGGACAACAAUAGGCAAUCCCAAACAGAUCUGGUCAAAAUAUUGUCAAAACACAAAGUUACAGAUGUGUAUGUGUGUGGUGUAGCAUAUGAUGUAUGUGUAGGAUUUACCUGUUUAGAUGCUGUAGAACAUGGAUUUAGGACAGUACUAAUUGAGGAUGCAUGUCGAGGUGUAGAUCUGACAGAUAUCGAUGAAAUGAGAAAGAAUCUGAAGACCAAUGGUGCUGUCAUAAGUCAUUCAUGCAAGAUUAAAGAUCUUGUUGAAGCUCAUGACCGACCACCUCAACUGGGGUUACAGACUGCCAAAAAUGUGGCAUUAGCCAGGACCCUUGUAGCUGAAGGGAAAGUAACGUGACAAGAUCUUCAAUGUGAAUUCUAGUCAACAUAAGUGGAAUAAAGUCAUACAUGUGUCGCAUGACUAGUCAUGUGACAUGCUGUUUGUUGUUAAGUUAAAUUAUUCAUUGUAUAUGUAUUAUGAGAUGCACAAAGUUUAAAAAUAUAUACAUUUCUAUUGAUAGACUAUAACAAGUGUAAUUAAAUACUGUUUAUAUGUAUUUUCAGUACCUGUCCUAUGACAGUUUUGAGUUUGUUUUUUGUUUUAAUUAGAAAAAUUCGACUAUAAAUACAUUGUACUGCUACUAAAGGUAUGAGACAGGGAAUAAAUUGUUACUAUUUGUGAUAUUAUAAAGUGACAAUUUCUUUUAUGUAUACUCUAUGACUACUAAGGUUUGUACUUGCGCUGACUAACAUUAUAAGGUGUAUUUAUUGUUCUAUAAGUAUAUAUAUGAUGGAUUUUGUAAGUUACUUACCAAAUGUCAGUGAUGUAUUCUGGACAUAAAAUAAAACUGACAACCAUGGGAUUGUAUGUAUAUAUGGAAGGUGGUGUAAUACCUUGUCGAACAAAAUUAACAUUUUUUUGUUAUACUUGCUAUUUUAUUAUGAAUUUUGAAGAAAAAAAAAUCAAUGGAGCAUCAAGUUUCUAUUUUGUCCAUAUAAAACAAACAAUUUCAACAUGAUAAUUAUGUUUGCUUUGGGGGACUUUAUAACUUGUAUAUGCUGGUCAAGUUCUAAUUUUCACUGUUUCCACAUUUGCCAUUCAAGAGUUGUGUCUCCAAGGUUGAUACAUUGAUAUAGAACGCCUACUCCUAUAAGAUGUUAUUAUAAAGAAUAUUUUUUCCCACCGAAAGUUGGCUGUUCUCUCCGGAUACUUCCUCUACCUCCACCAAUAAAAACGCUGCCAUGAUAAUGCCAAGUGUGCUAAUUGUGGCGUUAAACACCAAAAAUCAAUCAUCAAGAAUAAAUAUGAUAGUUAUACAUAAUUGCAAAGUUGUGUUAAGAAGAAUUUAAGAAAAAAAUAAUGAAAACUCUUUAUUUCAUGCAUUUGGAAAAGUACAUUGUUGCUGUCCCCACAUGAUUGGUAUUUCCAUUGUUCUUUUGAUGUGAUCUAAAUAUGUAACCAUGUUGGUUGUUUCUAGAAGUCUGUCUGGGUAUUUUAUUUUGAAAAUACACACAAUUACUUAGCCUGAUUUUUCAGACAAUGCUUUGAGAUUUCAAACAUAGCUACAAUUAUAAUUUUAUAUAAAAUUUCACUUAUAAACUAUCUAAUAUUAUCAAUAUACUGAGUUUAUGAUAAAAAAUGUAGAAAUAUUUUUCUGCAAAUUUACAUGGUGAUGGUAAUUUUUACAUUGAAUUUUAAAUGGUAGAUGUGGGGGGACAGAAAUCCCAUAACUUUUUGUUAAUUUUACCAGCUUCUGUGAUAUUAUGGUUGUUAAUAAAAUUCAAGCAUGGAUUCCAAUGAUAUUUUUCAAUAUCUUGUUAUAUAUUUGUCUAUGAUGUAAAUUGAGUCAUGUUCUGCGUUAAAGUUGACAAACAAGCAGAAUUUCAACAGAAAAAUAUUAAAAUUUCCCUAUGUAUGUCGGUUCAUGAACCUGUCCAUGAUAUAGGAAAACAAAAUAUUACAUGCAUUAUUUCUUUAUUUUUAUUUUCAUAUGCUUUCUGUUUUAUCAGAAGUACUGUGAAAGGGAGUUUUAACUACUAGAUAAAGAACAUAUUGAUGUUAUAAACAUGUUACAAUUUUUUAUUUUGAGAGAGAAGUUUGAUUGUAAUAUGAGGAAAGAUUUUAAAUUUGUAGAUAAACCGAUAAAUAUUAUAGUUCUAGCAACUAAAUCCUUUCUAAAUUUACUAAAUUUUUAGUAUGUUAACACAAACAAUCAAUCCAUUAUUAAUUAAAAAAGAGUACUGAUUUUCAUUAUUUGUGGAACAAUGGUAUGUUUGUGGAUACUUGAUACUGUGGUUUUAAUCCAAUCUACAUAUGAAAUUUGUAUUUUGUUGAAGACUUUAUUGGUAGUUCAACUCUACCCAUAGAAUCUACAAAAUUUGUUUUACACAAAUAAUGAUAAAUUAAAUGUUCUCAAUUUAAUUUAGAAUCUCGAUUAUAUUAAAAGUUCCGUCCAUGUUCAAAAUAGACAAAUUUUUAGCUUUAAAGUCAUAAUAAAGGACCAUUAUAUUUAUCUGUAUUGAUUCUUUCUAUACAGCAUUUUGACCUUUUUUUUUACACCAUAUUGAUCUGGAACGAUGUUGAAAUGACAUCCUCAAGUCACGAACAAGCCCAAAGUCACAAAAGAUAGUUUAUGAAGUUGUAAACGUAUGAAAGAGAAUGUGUUCAAACAUUUUUGAUGAUACAUUUACAAAACUAAUUUUCAUUUAUAUUUAUAUUUCUUAAUUUGUACAACAUUUUUUUCUGAUUUUCCACAAAAAUCUAAUGCCAAUGAUGUAUACAGUAUAGCAUAUUUCAAACUGUUAGGAAAAUAGGGGUUAUAGAAUUUUCCUGUGAUUUUUCCUUGUAAUUCAUAAAUUUAUGAAUACUGUAACAUUGCUAAUAGUGCUGAAUUGUACUCAUCUUUUGUAAGUAAAAAUCAGAACAAUGACAUUGUUUAUUUUUAUCUGAAUAUUUGUUUAUGUUUGUGGUCACAGUUUCAUACCAAGGACUGGUACCUUGGUUCACAUAGUGUUGGUAUCUGUUGUUUUUAACAAUUCACUGCUGAAUAACGGUAUGUGCAUUUACAAACCAUGUCGGUAUGUACACAGUUUUUCAAUAAAAGUACUUUCGAUACAUUUUUUUGGCGUUCUGUGGAUAAAGAAUUUAGUCUAUUUAUCACUUUAUCCGUAAAAGUCAAUGAAAAGUAUAUAUUUGGGAAUUUAAAUUCUUGGUCAUCUUAUAAUUUUUCAGAUUUCACAUUUCCUUCUUGCAUUUUUAUGUGUAGACUCUCCAAUGAGUGGAAUAACAAAGGGUACCAAUACUAGGAGCUAUUAUUAGUAACUGAAUAUAUUGUGUUUUUGUUACCACAACAAUAAGCUGAAUUUAAUCAUUUGAUAUAUUUGUAAUACUAUUAAAUAAUAUCUUCAUGGGCUCUCUAAAAUGGAAAGAAAUUGUGUUUAAAAGUUACUUGUACGGUGCUUGUCUAGUUCUGUCAGUAAUUGUGUAUACUAAAAUAUUAUCCUGCUUAUCAAAGAGGUUUUAAUCUCUAAACUGCUGAGCCAACUUUUCCUUCCAAGUCUAAUGUUCACGGGUUAAUAUGAUUUAAUGAUUAAUUACAAACACCUACGCACAUUGGUAACUUGAUGGUGAAAGCCUUUUUGAAAAGCACAAUAAAAGCGAAUGAAAUGGCCUGUGUUGCUGUUCUGAUUUAAAGUCUAGUCUUAAUGUUUUGUAUGAUUUGUUUGUAUAUAUUCUGUGUUAGCACUGAACACUGCAAUAUUUUUUAGUAUCAUACUGUCCACAAGAAAUAUGGCCAUUUUGAUUGUAUAGGAUAAUAUAGGAAAACAGAGAGAAAUAACAAAUCACUAUUUGCUUCAAACAGAAUAUUAAUUUUGUCAUCUCCUAUCUGUGUACCUGCAUAUUUGCAAUUUCUGUUCUCUAAUAUUAUUUCAAAAUUUAAGUACGUCAUUGAAUAUUGCUUUAUAACAGUUUAUUUUCUUAUUUGUGUCCAUGCUGAAUGAUUAGAAUACCAGUAUGAUAGUCAACUCUUAACAGCAGAUAAAAAAGAAUCAGCAACUCCAAAUUUUGUGUAGUUGCUUUCAAGCCAUACAACUGAUUUUAAGAUUUGAUUUUGUACCUUUUGAUCUAGUUGGUUAAUUCUACAGUAGCACAUGAUAGAAUUACUAGCCUUUAGAAAUAACAUGACUGUUUUUGCAUCUUUCGUGAGUUUGCUUACACCCAUUGAUAAACAAUAAUUUGUCUUUAAAAAGGGUUAUUUUACAGUUGAUAGAGGAUAAGCAUAUUAUGCACUCAUGGAAAGCUGUUUACUAUUUAAUACUGUAGAAUGGUUAUAGUUUGAUUUCAUCAUACAAUGUGUAAAUUACAUUCCUACUAAUGUUUGAUGGCCAAAAGAUGUGCCAUAUUUUAUGCUUUUAAAAUGUUUAUUUGAAAAUAAAUGAGGAAACUUGAGAAAAGGUGGCUUAAUUUUUCAAGGAUGACAAGAUAACCUGUAUUUUGUUCUCUCUUAAUAAUAAUAUGUACAACUGUUUAAUUACACUACAUAUAAUAAAUGUUCUUGGUACUUAAUUUAAAACAAAAUUUGUAUUGAUGUUUCUCACAAAUAUGUGUAUGUUUCACAUAUUAUUUUAUAAACAUUUCAUUUUUGUUUUAAGGUUAUACUAAUAAAGCAAUCAUAUCUAACAAUUGUUCUUUUUUAAAUCAUUUCCACAUAAAGUUUAGAGGGUAUGGCUAUUUGACAAUUUCAUUUGUUGUACAUUAUUUUCUGGUUGCCUAGAUGACACCUUAUUUCAGUCAAUUCCUUUUUUGGAAAAUGACGCUAUCAGCGGCAUGUUUCCGAUACCAUUGACCAGACCUAACGGAAGUUGAUUAUGCCUCCGCCUACCGCACUCGGUUUCAUAUUUACUAUUUUACAUACUAACUGGAAUAUGCUUGUAUUACGCUACACUCGAACAAAGUCUUUGUUAAAGUGUUGUAGUCGGACGGGAACCAGUUUACAUACGUUAUUUUAUUUACCAAAAAGAUAUCUUGACCUGUCCAUAUGUUUUUUGUUAUUAAAUGGUAUUUGGAGCUAUCCCUUUGUUAUAUUUUUCAUAUUUAUUCGAGCUUUCACUUUUAUGCACAUGUCUUACAAUCGUAAACAAUCGGUAUGUAUACAUGAUAAAUAGAUCCGUUUUG